UGUCGUUCGUGAUGCUGCACCAGUUGGUGAACACGCGAGGAACACUGACGGUCGUCUCCUUUCCCAUCUCCUUGAGAAAUUGCAUUUGAAUUUCGGGUAAAACAAGUUUGAUUUCUUCCCACUGAAGAAAGAAAGAAAAAAAAAAGCAGACAGAUUUAGCAUAACCGUUUGAUCUUGGAGGGAGUUUGGUUCAUACUAGAGACCCAGCACAUACCUGUCAUAAAUUAGGUGUUGACACUAAGGAAGGGAGGGUUACGAACGUGUGGACUGUUUAUCUUCCUCUUUUUUUUUUCUUUCUUACUCCGCUCACCCAAGUGGAAGGAACCGCAUCGGCUUCGACGACAAAGAGGACAACAACAAGCUCAGGUGUCACACCCCCUCCCCCUUUUUUUUUUAUUUCUCCGUUUCAGAUGCAGUCGACAUUCGAUGAAUACAAAAUGAAGGCUCGGCUGUCACUUCAAUCGACAUUUGUCACGGCCCUUGUAGGCCUAGUCACCCUGAAGCUCGUCGCUGCUGCCUCUGUGCUGACUCAGCCUCCAGCAGCUUCUUUGACUUGGAUAUCCAACUCGACUUCGAGGUGGAAUGUCGUCUGGCCGAGGGCCGUCAUCUUGGGAUCGACGACGGUGAUGUGGAUCGAUCUGGAAGGAUUGGAACAAAUGACUAACGUCACCAUCCGGCUGGCUGAUUCCGAACGCACUUACGACGAAAAGACGCUGACGCUUCAUUACGGCCAGGCAAUGAGUCCUGUAGAGCUGACCAUCCCACCGACUUACGACGGACAGCUGACCGUCCGACUCGGCUGCGGAAGCCGUCCAGGAAAUGGCAGCGGAAAUGAAAGCAAAAGCAGCGGAUGCCAAAGUGAAGAGUUCCCCGUUCAUCCAUUAGAAGCCAUCCAAUCUCUUAGUUUACGCCUGGAACGCACUCUUUAUCAUCCGGAUGAUGUUGUGUCGAUCUGGAUAGCUUGUUUGGAUCAGCACGGACAGAUCAUGGCUGCAGCCGAUCCCGAACGUGGCCGGACGGAGCAGGUUGCCACGCAUGACGUCGCAUCAUCCGUCCAGGUGGCUGCCCACGAUCCCAACAAUGUCAUCGUCCAUUAUUGGAGUGUCUCGCUCGUCGGUUCUCAUGGUCUCAAGAACCUGCUCUUCCAGUUGAGCGAUCUGCCGCAACAGACGGGAAUGUGGACGAUCCGGGCCACUGCCGGCGGUUUGACGGCAGCUCAAAGCUUCCGCUUAGUCGACGUUGGCCACCAGCAUCAAAGCAAAAGCGACCCGGCUAAGAAUUUAAAUCAAAGGGAAGACAGGGUGGAAGAUACUUCACCGAUGGUAGAGUCGCACUUUGUCGAACUGGAAUUCAGUCCGCGGACGGCAUCGAUGAUCGAGCAAGGCGCCCCAUUCGCUGGAGAGUUGAUUGCUGGAACGUCAGAACGAGGCAUCACAGUCGGCCUGGACGUACUGGAUCAGCAUGGAGCGUCCGUCCAUCAUCAGACGAUCCAUUUCGACCGUACGACGUCAACGAUGAUCUUCACCGUUCCGGCUCUCUCCAAUCUCACGAGCAAUGCUACUUUACAAGGCACUCUGAAAUCGAUCGAAGGACAACCGCUGGAUAGCCAAUUCGUCUUGGCAAGCCAUUCUUUAGGUGUCAGCACUUGGCCGGCGUCGAGCGACAACUGCAAUGUCCAGCUGUUUAGCCAAACUGGCAAAUAUCGAUUUACGGAAGGUGAAACGUUGCAUUUGAGCAUUUAUUCCGGAUGCAAAUUGGUGGGGAAUCGCAUCAAUUAUGCCGUUAUGUCUCAAUCGUCCGGCCAUGUCAUCUCAUGGGGACAGGAAUACUUGGUAGCAAAGACUACGUUCCUUGCCGAUGGAAACAGCAGCGACGAUCAACCUAAAUGGGCAGCCGAACUUAACCUGAGCAUUCCUGUUAUGUACGAGAUGAUCCCGCGUGCCAUCGUGACCGUCUUUUUCUCACACGAAGGCCAGCGUUUGGCUUCAAGCUCUUUGGACAUCCAAGUGUAUAAUCACGUCGAAAGCAAGGUGACAGUUACGAGCGUCAGGGCCAAUAAAGUUCGAGUUAACAUGACGCUCACAACGGGCUCUUAUCAUUGCCUCUACGGCUCAUGGGCAGCAAAGGCUGAAACGAUUAACUCGGCCGAAUCGCCAAAGUUGAUUGGACCUUCCAUAGAAACGGAUAGAUUUCUCCGGCUGUUGCCAAAGUUCCAAACGCCUGCGACUCAGUGGCAACUUUUUGGCCAGUCGAGCGAACUCUGGUUCGUCCAGUGCUACGACCCGAGUGAAUCCACAACGAAAGAAUUGGAUUUGGUUGUAGCCAAUGGAGUCGAUCCGCAGCUGACGCUGUUGACGGUCGAUCAGAACGGCCGAGUGCACGAAUCGAAUGCCGUCGCGAUCCCGAUCAAGCCAAUCGACUGGACCAUCGAUUUCCAACUUCCCGAGAGGGUUCGUGUCGGUGAAGAAUUGGUGGUCGAUGUGGCACUCACCAAUCGUUUCAACAACUGCUCUCAGACUCAAUUGCAAAUGGCGCUGACGGGUGGCGCUGCUUUCGUCGCUAACGGCAAGAAAUAUCUCCAACAACCGGCCUGUCUGGCACCGAAAUCGAAGGCCGUUUAUCGUGUCGGCAUUCUCGUUAACGAGCCCGCACCAUUCGUCACGCUGACGGUUCAACUCAGGGGUUCGAUUUCGGGUUCGUGUUGCGCCCCGAGUGAAGUCAUCAACCUCGACGUCCAUCUAGAACAAAUGGAGACAUUGCCCGUCUCUAAAUCUGUGCCCGUUUCGGUCGCCGAUUUCCAGCACACCCAAUCUGACAGUUAUCUUUUCUGCCUAGAAGAGAACGUAUUUACGUCGAAUGCAUCGUCAUUCAAGUACGAAGUAUUUCCGCUUGCAAGUCACGUUAAAACGAUCGUGUUCCAGGCCUCAGCGCCGGCCGACUUGAGAGUGGCUCUUGGAAGUUCUGAAAGAUUCGAUGAGGAUGAAGCAACUUCUUAUUAUCUCGUCCUCGGCGGUGAGGAUAACAUGUAUUCGUGGAUAUCCAAACAGAUGAACGGUUUGUCCGAGAUCAAGAACAAAAUUUCGACUCCGAAAAUCUUACGUCAGGAUCGAUUGCAGACCUUCUGGAUCAGCUGGGAUCAAAUCAAAUUAGGGAGGAAGAAAAGGAAUAAGCCGUCCGUAUCGAUUAGGGAUCAAAAUCGUUGGUUGUUAUCCUUUGGCAAAGGAUCGCAUAUCGGUGGCCGUCCGCUAGCUUCGAUCCCUCUCGAGGUCGAUGACACUCCUUUCCGAUACGUCGGAUUCUCAACCAGCUGGGGAUUCCAAGGAUUCUUCAGAAUAUGGGGCACAGACGGGGGAGUCGAUCAAACUACGCGGACUCUUAACGUACCCAAACCGGGUGUGGGUUACAUCAACGCAGAACGUGCUGAAAUCACAGUGAAAGGCGGAAUAGCUUCGAGUCUUGAUGAUAUAUGGAGUACCACAGGAUUUAUGGAUCCGACUAGUCUUGUCACUGUGCUGGAACGAUUCCAUCACGGCCAGUAUGCCAAAAAAUCGAACGGCAAGGAAAACACCAGCUGGAACGCGAUCUUGCAGAACAUUCUGAGUUUCCGGCUAGCCGACGGAUCCUUCCAUGACGCGGACGGCUCAUCGGACGUCAAGCUCACUGCGUUGACCAUUCACGCCCUUUCUUCCAUAACGUUGCAGAGAUACUCUGAUCCUGAUUUGCUCAAAUCGGCUUUGACGUGGAUGCACGGCCAGCAAAGUGAGGACGGCAGUUUUGCUGACGGAUCGAACGCCACUCUACACGAAAGGAUUGAAACCACUUCUUUCAUACUGACGUGUCUAUCGGAUGUCCAACACGAUGAUAUCGUAUUGUUCCAAGUGAGUUCGGCUGCUCAGCGAUUCUUGGAACGCGAGUUAGCUGUCCAUCACGAGAUGAAGACAAUCGUUCCAAUGGCUACAGCCAUCCUACUGUCACAUUCUUCCUCUUGGCCUGAGACUCUAGUUAAGCUGGAUAGUGUCUACGAUCAGCUGAUGGAUUGCUACUCGACCGACCGACGAGAAUGUUUGAACGAGAUGACGUACGCCCUGACAGCUUAUUCGCAUCAGAAUAAAGCAGUGAACAUCCUGGAAAUGGCCAGGAAUUUGGUAUCUGCACCGUGGCACGCUCUCCAUCCGCUGGAUAAACUUAGAACAAUGAAAGCUUGGAGCAAGUACAGUGAGGUGCUCAACGAUCCGGUUCGCAAUCUCAAUAUGCGGCUGAGAUUCCAGAACGCCGAAGUUCCCAUCGUGCUGCCUCAUCAUUUGCAUAAUGAAUCCAUUCUGACUAACGUGUCAUUACCUGCAACGCUGGAUUAUGACGAAGAGAUUGUGAUGUCUGUGACAAACGAUAAUGAAACGCGUUUAGAAUCCCAGGAAGAGCAGCAAAAUUUGCGUAUGCAUACACCGACACUUACCUACGACAUUCCAAGUCUCCCACAGAACGUAGAAGUGACGCUGUCCGGCACGGGAUGUGCCAUUCUUCAGACCAAAGUUUACUGGAAAACUCUGGAACCACCGAUUUCUGAAGCUUCUGCCCUUUCCAUGUUCGCCUCCGUUGAAGGCACCGGUGACAACGAAGAGCCACCAACGGCCUUAAACGUCACCAUAUGUGUCCAUUGGAAUGAAACUGUUCCAGCUGAUUUGAGGCUUCGCAUGGAAAUGUUUUCCUCUUAUUUAGUGUCUUCGGUGGAUGCAGAAGAUGGUUUUACUGAAGCCCAAUACAAAAUAUUGCCAAAUGGUGAUGUCGUCAUGAAUAUUGCCAAGAUCAAGUCGAAUUGCGGCCGGUGCUUUCGGCUAACAGCUGGAAGGGUGGGAUUGGUAAAGAAUAUUCAUCCUGGAAGGAUCGACGUCCUGGAGAAAAAUCAUCCACAGAUCCAUCAAAGUUGGCUUUUAAAUGGGCCUAAAAACACGUCGGUGUGGGCGCCUACAAAUUCGUUGGCCAACAGCUCAGAUAAUUGGCUUCCAGAGAAGCCUCACACUUGCGACUAAAUGGAAUCAACCGGAAGAAUUUGGGUCUUUUUUAAAUAUUACUUCUUCUCGUUUAUUCUUGUUAUACUUUUCUUGUGUCAUAAAUUGGAAUCAUUUAAAUUAAAAAGUUCAAAAAAAAAAAAAAUUUUUUUGUUUCUUUGUGAAAUUUCUCUGAAAGGAAAUGAAUCGAUACAUUUCUUUGUUGUAACGAAAUAUCUUAACUACGCAAUGUUAUCAACACAUUUCCAGAAAAAAAACAAACAAAAUACAUAGGCUCGAGAGAAAAACUGUUAACUUUAA
Messenger RNA from Daphnia magna, 5306 nucleotides. RefSeq lists its product as uncharacterized. The transcript is spliced from 23 exons. The record is from RefSeq and is a predicted model, not a curated record. Gene Ontology annotation, cellular component: extracellular region. The coding region runs from base 411 to 5027 and encodes 1538 amino acids. Lineage: Eukaryota; Metazoa; Arthropoda; Branchiopoda; Diplostraca; Daphniidae.